AUGGUGAAAAUCUGGGGGUUCGAGCUAUCUGAAAUGUCGUUCAGCGCCUUCGGGUCCAAGAACAUGUUCGACAAACGUUGGCCAUUGCGCAAGGAGCGCGUUAUUCUUUACCAGCUGGCCAUGUCCAUCUGCCUGGCUGCGGAAUGCUCUGCGACGUACUCGCUCUCCAAGUACGAAGACCAGCAGACCAACAUUGAGCGCCUCUACGCUCGCGAACACCCAGAUGCCCAGUUCGGGGAUAUCGCCGUCCAUAAUAACCCGGUUAUAGCGGCUGCUUGCGUUACAAUCGUCUUCGCCGUGCUGGUCGCCACCCUCUUCGGCGCAGAUUUCUUCUUCCUCCUACAGUUCCCGAGGAGAGUCUACCCCACCUGGUAUAAUGUUGCGAAGAAGUUCCUCUCAUUGUUCAUCACGGCCGGUGUACUAGCUGGAGCUUUGUUCAGUACCGUGGUCGUGGCGACACAGGAGCAGUACAUAAACGGCACCGCCGUGACGGAGGCCGAGAGUCGACGAUAUGAAGAGUUCUUCUAUCGGCCGCCGUUUGUGUACAAGCGUUGGGCCGUUAACAUCGCGUGGGUAGUCUUGAUUUGGAUUGGAUGGGUAGCCACCGUUGCGAGCACCAUCAUCAUGUGGAAGGCGAUAGAACACGACAAGACUCACGGGACAGGCCCUAGGUCGGAUAUCCCUCUUGAAUCGACGGAGAGUCAACGUGCCCUUGGAGGCGUCAUUGAUGCUGAGAAGAAAGCAAGCGCGUAA
This is a messenger RNA of Pleurotus ostreatus (oyster mushroom), 753 nucleotides long. RefSeq lists its product as uncharacterized. Lineage: Eukaryota; Fungi; Basidiomycota; Agaricomycetes; Agaricales; Pleurotaceae. The record is from RefSeq and is a predicted model, not a curated record. The transcript is spliced from 3 exons. Bases 1 to 753 code for a protein of 250 amino acids.